Messenger RNA from Radiomyces spectabilis, 789 nucleotides. RefSeq lists its product as uncharacterized. NCBI's taxonomy places the organism in Eukaryota, Fungi, Mucoromycota, Mucoromycetes, Mucorales, Radiomycetaceae. The transcript has a single exon. The coding region runs from base 261 to 740 and encodes 159 amino acids. The record is from RefSeq and is a predicted model, not a curated record.
UGCUUAGAUUCAGUUUCCUUUCGAUGUCGGUAUCUAUCGAAACAUUAGUGCCGUACUAGGAAGCAAUCCUUUGCUUUGGAUGUGGCCUCAGCGCAUGGGUGGGGACGGUCUUUCAUUUCCUGUCCGACGCCACACAGGUGAGCUUGCGCUUCAACGCUUAUUUAGUUGCGGUAACUGAGGACCAGUUAAUAGACUUGCAAACCCCCUAUAUUUGGCCACCGCGAGAUCCGGAUGAUUUACGCCCGUCCAUCUAUGAACGAAUGGAUAAUGAAGUAGCCAAAGGUCGGACACAAUUGGUGCGUCGCGAUUCCGAGGGUUAUCUCGUUCGCGAAAUUACAAUGGAAGAUCGUAUGCACAUGCUCGAGGAAAGACAAAUGAUGCCGGAAUACGAUGAAGCUUACGCUCCUGAUUUCCACGAGGAAGGUUUCGCUCUUGAAAACGCCUACGCUGAUGAAAAUACUUUUGCUGAGCAAGAGUUUAUGACGGGUGAAGAUCCCGCAGUGGUUGAAGAUUAUCUUUACGAUUCGGGUAGUUUUGGCACCGGCAGCGAUGACGAUGAGCGAUAUACGGACGAAGAAGGAGAUCACAUCAUGAAUCAGGAUACGGCCACCAUCUGUGAAACCGACCCGCUGGUUGAGCGUAAUGAUAGUCCGUAUACAGAAAAGCACGACAUAUUGUCAUCAACAGCGGGAUCAGACAAUUGUCCUGGUGAUUCUGAACUUCCAAAUAAUGAACGGUGAACGCGUAGAGGAAAAAUAAUCGCAGUUGUUUCUCAACUGUUUCGAUAAA